This is a messenger RNA of Paramecium sonneborni, 1680 nucleotides long. The record is from the annotation of a GenBank genome assembly. NCBI's taxonomy places the organism in Eukaryota, Ciliophora, Oligohymenophorea, Peniculida, Parameciidae.
AUUUUAUGAAAUAAGCUACGAUUUUCUUGUCUGCUGCUUGUCCUUCAACAGAUGUGCACUUGGCACGUGUAAUGUCAACCAUCAAAGUAGCCAAACCAGACACUGAAUUCCGUUUUGUUGGUAUUGGAGGUCCUUAAAUGGGUCAUGAAGGAUUAGAAACUAUUGGAGUAGAUUAUCAUGAAUUUCAAUAUAAACCUUUCUUCCCAUUCAGAAAUUUCUAUAGAUUAGCGUACACUCUAUUGCUAAAUUUAGUACUGAGAAUGCAAUGCAUCCAGUCCAUAUGUACAAGAGAUGGAUCAAUAAAAAAGUUUUGAAUAAACUUGAUAAGUAAUACUUUGAAAUUGUUUAACAUUAUCAGCCAUCAGCAUUCUUGAAUUUUGAGAAUGAAUUCUUCAUGAUUCAUUUCUACAAGAAAUUAAGAGAGUCUUAUCGUCACUUCAACCGAAUAUGUCCUCCAACAUUCUAAUAUGGUUUGACUCAUAAAGAUUAACCUUAAUAUGGUUAAAAGUAUGUAGAUCAUUGGUUUACAAGAACCCCAUUAAGACAAGUACAAAAUCAUAAUUAUUGAAUAAAAGAGUAAUUGGGAGAAAUUCACUUUCCCUCAUACAUAAGUAGGACCAGAUGGACUUUACAGAGCAUUUAGACAUCUUCUUUAAAAUAGUCCUUAAUAUAAAGAUUUAGUAUAGUAGGAUACUAUAUAUCUACCUGGAGGUGAAUUCUUUAGAUUUGAUGAUUUUGUUGCUGACAGAGUUAAUGAAUAAAGAAAGAAAUAUAGAUAAUAAUAAAAUAUUGGAGAUCAGGAAUUAUUGAUAUUUGUUGCUGGUGGUAAUACAUCAAAAGAAAUUCCAUUCUGUCUUAAAACAGUUGCUGAUGGGAUUUCAAGAUUCUUAAAACUAGAUGAAAUGAAGAAUUAUCCUACUGAUUAAAUUAAAAUAAUAGUAUCAGUACCAGAAUUCGUUGAACACAAAGAUCGUACAAUAAAAACUAUUAAUUCAAUUAAAUGGCCUGCUAAAGUUAUUUAAGUUGAAACUGAAUCUGAGAAAUUCUCAGCCUUAGCUGCUUGUGAUAUUGGUUUAGCUUGUAAUGGAUAAAUAGUUUCUGAAUGCGCUGCAUUCUAAUUACCAACUGUAAUUAUAUAUUCUAAACAUAUAGAUUAUUCUUGAUCCAAAACCAACAAUUUAAAUGUAUUAUACUUCCCUUUAUAAUGGAAUUGAUAAUGAUCUCAAUAUUGCAUAUAAUGGAAUACUUUAUCCGUAAUUAUCAUUAUUUCUAUUUUAUUAGAGAAUUAGUUAUGUCCACUGUUCCAAAUAAAAUCGCAUACUCUUUAUUAGAACAUUAUCAAGAUCCUAAACUUAGAUAUUUCUAUGCUAAACAAUAUGCUCCUGUCCUUUUAAAAACAUUAGCUAGAAGUGAAUCUUCUGUUCCAUCAGAAAUAGUAUAUUAUUUAUUCUAUCUCUCUAGGCAAAUAGAUUUAAUAGUGUUUAAUUAACUGGGUACUCUUCUGCAUAUUAAGUCAUUGCUAAUACAGUCUUGAGAGCAGCCCAAGCCUAUGAACAUAUUCACUCCUAAAGUAAUUUUACUACUUAGUAAAAUGAAAAUUUAAGAAUUGAAGCCAUGUAAAGUUUGGGAUGGGCUAAAGGAUUAUGAAAAAUUAUAAUCACAAUUACAAUACAAUAUAAU